AGUCGUUAAUUUCGAUCUUUCUGAUUUGCAUAAUGACCGGAAUCAGUGCGAUCGAAGGAUAAACAUUCGGUUAUAUAUGAGGACGAUCAUUCAUUUUUAUUUGUGUCCGGCAGAGUUCGAGAGAAAGAAAUAAUCUAAAAUGGCUUUGAGGUUGUUCGCUGCUGCUUUUCUCCUGAUUUCCAUCGUCAACGUUUUGGCGAUACCAGAGGAGAUGCUCGAGUUGGCAAGAUCUUUGCAUAAUGCCUGUCAGGCGGAAUCUGGAGCGGCCGAAGAGCUAAUAUCGAAGGCGCAGAAAGGAGAUUUCACUGAUGACCAGAAUUUGAAAUGCUACAUCAAAUGUUUAAUGAACGAACUGGCAGUGAUGGAAGAUGAUGGAACGGUGGAUGUCGAAGCUGUGAUCGAGUUUUUGCCCGAAGAGCACAGAAAGGACGUCGAACCGGCAGUAAGGAAAUGCGGCACUGUAGUUGGAGCUGAUCACUGCGAGAACGCCUGGUUAACGCACAAAUGUUAUUAUGAGAACGCACCAGACAAUAAAUUCAAUGAUAGAAACAAAAUAAAAAUUGAUAUAACGAACGGUGGGGAUCGUUCUAUAAAAACCUCAGAUCGGAUUACAAAAAUUCGUAAAUCUUUGCAAUCGAAACGUCCGAAGGUAACACAAGAUAAUAACAAAAAUAUGUCGCAUAUCGUUGCCGUUUGUUUAGUGCUGAUUGCGUCUGCAACCCAAAUCAUGUCGAUGUCUGAAGAAUUGAAGGAACUUGCAAAUAUGCUGCACGAAGAAUGUCAGGGCGAAAGCGGCGUUCCUGAAGAAUUGAUUGUUAACGCAAGGAAAGGUGAUUUUUCCAGCGACAACACUUUAAAAUGUUACAUCAAAUGUCUGAUGACUCAGAUGGCUGUUAUCGAAGAUGAUGGUACUAUAGACGAGGAGGCCAUGAUCGCAAUCAUUCCAGAAGAAUACAAAGUAAUGGCUUCCAGAGUCAUCAAAACUUGCGGAACUAAACGUGGAUCUGAUGUUUGCGACACGGUUUGGUUGACGCAUCAAUGUUAUUACAAAGAAGCACCUGAGGGUUAUUAUUUACCUUAAGAUUUGAGGUAUUUUCAAUUAUAUACUUUAAUCCAAACAAAAACUAUAAAUUUGUUACUAAUAAAGCAAACAAG
Molecule: messenger RNA, 1155 nt
Organism: Nicrophorus vespilloides
Lineage: Eukaryota; Metazoa; Arthropoda; Insecta; Coleoptera; Silphidae
Exons: 12
Coding region: 140-1081 (313 amino acids)
Molecular function (GO): odorant binding
Source: RefSeq, a predicted model, not a curated record